Pteropus alecto (black flying fox) is the source of this 2140-nucleotide messenger RNA. RefSeq names its product mucolipin 1 (gene MCOLN1). The transcript is spliced from 14 exons. Lineage: Eukaryota; Metazoa; Chordata; Mammalia; Chiroptera; Pteropodidae. Gene Ontology annotation, cellular component: lysosomal membrane; plasma membrane. Gene Ontology annotation, molecular function: NAADP-sensitive calcium-release channel activity. The record is from RefSeq and is a predicted model, not a curated record. Bases 162 to 1763 code for a protein of 533 amino acids.
GCUCAAGUCAGCUGAUAAGCGAGGGUUUGAAGCGGCACCGCGAGGCGGAGAGGCCGCAGUGACAGCGGCGGGCGCUGGGACCCCGGCUGCUCCGCCGCGCCCGCUGGCGUCCGGCCCUCCCCGCCCCGGUAUGGCAACCCCCGUGGGCUCGCGCGGCUCAGAUGAGAAACAGGCUCAGAGAGACCAAGUGCCCUGCCCAAGCCGAGACUGAGCACCUCCUGACCCCCAGCCCCGGAUAUGGGACCCAGGCGGGGACUUUGCCAGUGCCUCCAACCCCUCUGGAAGAGGAAGACCUCCGCCGCCGUCUCAAGUACUUUUUCAUGAGUCCCUGUGACAAAUUUCGGGCCAAGGGCCGCAAGCCCUUCAAGCUGAUGCUGCAAGUAGUGAAGAUCUUGGUGGUCACUGUGCAGCUCAUCCUGUUCGGGCUCAGCAACCAGCUGGCAGUGACAUUCCGGGAGGAGAACACCAUCGCCUUCCGCCACCUCUUCCUUCUGGGCUACUCUGAUGGGGCAGAUGACACCUUCGCAGCCUAUACUCGGGAGCAGCUCUACCAGGCUAUCUUCUACGCCGUGGACCAGUACCUGAUACUCCCUGAUGUGUCACUGGGCCGCUACGCAUAUGUGCGGGGCGGGGGUGGUCCCUGGGCCAAUGGCUCAGCCCUGGCCCUCUGCCAGCGGUACUACCACCGGGGCCACGUGGACCCAGCCAACGAUACCUUUGACAUCGACCCAAUGGUUGUCACUGACUGCAUCCAAGUGGAUCCCCCCGAGAGGCCCAUUGUGCCCCCUAGUGAUGAUCUAUCGCUGUUGGAUGGCAGCGCCAGUUACAAGAACCUCACGCUCAAAUUCCACAAGCUGAUCAACGUCACCAUCCACUUCCAGCUGAAGACCAUCAACCUGCAGAGCCUGAUCAACAAUGAGAUCCCAGACUGCUACACCUUCAGUGUCCUAAUCACAUUUGACAAUAAGGCACACAGCGGGCGUGUCCCCAUCAGCCUGGAGACUCAAGCCCACAUCCAAGAGUGUAAGCACCCCAGCGUCUUCAGGCACGGAGACAACAGCUUCCGGCUCCUGUUUGAUGUGUUCGUGAUCCUCACCUGCUCCUUCUCCUUCCUGCUGUGUGCCCGCUCCCUGCUCCGUGGCUUCCUACUACAGAAUGAGUUUGUUCGGUUUAUGUGGCGGCAGCGGGGACGGGUUAUCAGCCUGUGGGAGCGACUGGAAUUUGUCAACGGCUGGUACAUCCUGCUGGUCACCAGUGACGUGCUGACCAUCUCAGGAACGAUCAUGAAGAUUGGCAUCGAAGCCAAGAACCUGGCCAGCUACGAUGUCUGCAGCAUCCUCCUGGGCACCUCGACACUGCUCGUCUGGGUCGGCGUCAUCCGCUAUCUUACCUUCUUCCAUAAGUACAACAUCCUCAUCGCCACACUGCGGGUGGCCCUGCCCAGCGUCAUGCGCUUCUGCUGCUGUGUGGCUGUCAUCUACCUAGGCUAUUGCUUCUGUGGCUGGAUCGUGUUGGGGCCCUAUCACGUGAAGUUCCGCUCACUGUCCAUGGUGUCGGAGUGCCUGUUCUCGCUCAUCAAUGGGGACGACAUGUUCGUGACGUUCGCAGCGAUGCAGGCGCAGCAGGGCCACAGCAGCCUCGUCUGGCUCUUCUCCCAGCUCUACCUCUACUCCUUCAUCAGUCUUUUCAUCUACAUGGUGCUCAGCCUCUUCAUCGCGCUCAUCACGGGUGCCUACGACACCAUCAAGAAAGUUCUAGGUUGAAGAGAUGGGAACUCAAGGAAGGGAGCAUCAGGGCGAAGAAACAGCCAAAACAAAGACCUAUUAGCGAGAAAGAACUUUGGAAAGAGAUGGCUCCUUCACAAGGUAGGGAGGGCCUUUCAGUCUCUUGCUGAAAGCCACACUAUUCAGAUGACUGGGGAUGUAGAUGUGACACCAACUGACCAAGAUUCAGGUUGUGCACAUAUUCAGGGAUCAGAGAAGUUCUUUCAGGAAGAAAACCAUAAGGAACAACAGGUGGUGGACACAGCAAGUGCAAAGGCCCAGAGGUAGGAGCCUGCUUGCAGCGAGGAGAUCCAGAUGGCUGGAGAAGAGGUGGAGCCGAGGGCAGAUCUCAAGGGGGCCCCUUUUGGCUGGUUUAC